Molecule: messenger RNA, 1422 nt
Organism: Phaedon cochleariae (mustard beetle)
Lineage: Eukaryota; Metazoa; Arthropoda; Insecta; Coleoptera; Chrysomelidae
Source: the annotation of a GenBank genome assembly
UAUCCUCAUUAUUAUCCUCGUACAAGCUAGCAAGAAGGAUCUGAAAACAGUUGAUUUGUCAAGGAAGGAGAAUAUGUUAAGCCCUUUGUGAUUCAUCCAGUGGAGGGUUUUCUAUGAUCAUAGAGGAUUCCUUAUAAACAUGAUUCCAGCAGCCAGCAUGUGCGGCGACUUCCAUAGCAUUUUGGUAUUCCUUUUAAUUUUAUGUUUUGAAGUAAUAAUUAUCAACUCCAAAACCUCAACAUUGUGGAAACUAAAUUCUGAUAAAACCAAGAUAAUAGAGGCCAGUCCUUUCCACCCUGUUAUAUCCUACCCAACGGAGUUUUCUGGAUCAGGUUUCAUGGAAGAAGAUCCUUUGUUCCAUAUUAUUACAUCCACUGAACAUGUUGGUCAGUCUUGGGUAAAACAAGCUGUUCAGUACUAUUGCACAGACUGCCAGAAAGAUAAACAAAAUCUGACCGAUCAUCCCAUUACAUCAAUGGAAAAUGUAAGAUCCAAUUCUAAUGAUGAAGUUUUGGACUGUGGUAAGCCAGUGAAUUUCACCUACUUUGACAACUUAGUAGGUGUUUUGAACAGACAUAGACAUCCGAUUGUCCCUGAACCUCAAGCAGUCCUAUGUUUUACCAAAAGUUAUGGAAAGAAUAAAAACGAAAUUGAUGAUUUCGACAUAGAUACAUUGGAGAAGAAGCUGAAGAAAGCUAAGAAGGAGAAACCAAAAUCCAUUCAGCUGUAUAACCAAAUAGGAAACUUUUGGCGUAUAAAAGGAGAUGCUGGCAAAGCAAUUGAGUGUUUUCGAAGAGCUCUAGCCGCUUCUCCCCACAAUGCAGAAGUCCUGUUGAAUCUUGCCAGAGUUUUGUUCUCCUUGCAGUAUUUAGAUGAUGCCAUUUACUUGACCAGGAGGUCAUUAGAAGUGCAAUCAUCAGAAAAAGGUGCGUGGCAGCAGUAUUUCACUUUAGGAGAGAUAUUCAAGGCUUACGGGCACUACCAGGAGGCUUCUAUCCAUCUGAAGCAUUCUUUGGAACUCAAUCCAGGAUUUGAGCCAGCUCAAAUAGCGUUAAAAGAGAUGGAAACGAUGCCCGCUGCCACAAUACACAUAUAUACGUUGGUGAUAAUAGUGUGCUUGGUACUCGGAGUUCUACUAGUUAUAUUGUCUUCAGUGGACACAAUUGUCGAUUACUCAGAUGAUAUCAAGCCUCAAAGACACUUCAAUAAAGCAAUGGCAAUGAGAUCCAUCAGAGGGAUCACCAUGACUGCGAAAAGGUGUAAACGAACUGUAACAUAGCAGUGUUUUUUGACCAAAAUUGGGAAGAUCUGAUACUUCUCGUUUCCUGGAUUACUCGAUUUUAUUUCGUACCUGUUCUGUUUGCUCAUUUUUCCAAAAUUCUUAUUGUAUGAAUGAAACAAUUACAAGCAUGAAAAUACCGA